Molecule: messenger RNA, 1378 nt
Organism: Cicer arietinum (chickpea)
Lineage: Eukaryota; Viridiplantae; Streptophyta; Magnoliopsida; Fabales; Fabaceae
Source: RefSeq, a predicted model, not a curated record
AUAAUCCUAAACAAGAGACCGACAUUUCCUCACAUUUGUUUAAUCUCAUAUUUGAUGCUAACCACAAAACACAACCCUUUUCACUCGGCAAUUCUCAAGCUCUUAAGAAAAAGUCAAAUCAUUUUGCAAAGACAAGAAACAAAAAUCAACAUUUCCCCGUUUUUAUUUUUCUCCUAACUUAGGACCCGAUAACACCUGAAUCUCUAAAUAUUUUCAUUCAUUAGAAAAACAAAAGAAAAAUAAUAAAACCGUUUACUCAAUCUGUUCAAGGUCCUGACUUUAUUUGAUUAUUACAUAAAUCCUUUUUUUUUUGUCAAUUCAUUUCUUUGAUCCUUCAAUGGAUUCUGAGUUCUGGACUUCACGUCUUGCCGCGGCUAAACGCCACUAUACCAUUCAACACAACCACCCAAGUUCCCAUUUAGAUCGGUUGGGAAUAGAUGAAUUUGAUGUUGAAGAGGAGGUGCGACCAGAUUUCCCUUGUCCUUAUUGUUAUGAAGACUUUGAUAUUGGGUCCUUGUGUUCUCAUCUUGAAGACGAGCAUUCAUGUGAAUCAAGAGUCACGAUUUGUCCUGUAUGUUCGGUUAAAGUUGCACGCGACAUGUUGAGCCACAUAACGCUGCAACAUGGGCACCUGUUUAAGAUACAGAGAAGGCGCAGGUUAAGAAGAGUUGCUAUGCCAAACAGUCAGACACUGUCUCUUUUGGGUCGAGAUCUCCGUGAAGCUCAUUUACAGGCGCUUCUUAAUGGCAGCGGUGGAUACCGGUCAUACAGUAACGCAGUAUCUAAUACAUCUGCUGAUCCAUUCCUAUCCUCUUUUAUUUUGAACUAUCCUGCAUGUGAAGCAGAAGAAAUCUCUAAAUCUGUGGUAACAAGUGCUGAAGAUUCUUCUACAAAGAAUACCACACCUGUACAACAACAUAUUUGGAAAUCAAGUUUUGAUCCUUCUCUGAGUAUCGAAGAGCGAGAGAAAAGGAUGAGACAAGCUGCCGGGAGGUCUAGUUUUGUGCAGGAUUUGUUUAUCUCAACCUUGUUAGGCGACUAGUAAUGGAAGCUGUAAGUUGGUUAGAAAGAAUAAUCAAAUAUGAGAUCCAAUCUUAAGGAUUUUGAUGAAGAAUGUCUCCAGUGGGAUAAGUGGUUUAUUUGGCAGUUGAUGUUAGCCUAAUUGUGAUAUUGUGGUAGCAGCACUUUCAACAUAUAUGUAGUAGUGCUGAAUCUGAUGAUAGUUACCAUUUGUUCCACCCAUGUAAGCAUAUCUUCACUAGAGAUGUAUUUUACUUUCUUAAAAAAAAAUUCUAUGGAAGACUUAUUAUAUUUUUAUAUUGGCAUCAUGUUAAACCUAGUCAUGACAUGAAAACACAAGGACACUUGUACUUUUCUA